Molecule: messenger RNA, 678 nt
Organism: Aureobasidium namibiae CBS 147.97
Lineage: Eukaryota; Fungi; Ascomycota; Dothideomycetes; Dothideales; Saccotheciaceae
Exons: 1
Coding region: 1-678 (225 amino acids)
Source: RefSeq, a predicted model, not a curated record
AUGGCUCGCCAACUCCUCAUCACCGCGCUCCUCUUCACAGCCAUUCUGGCCAGCCCUUCCCUUCCACGCCAGACAGAUCUACCUCAAAUACUGGAGGCAGCAGAUAUCUCAUCACCAUCAAACAUCGCUGUGAAUCAAACUCUCAAGCUCCGCUCGAAUUAUGGCUGGUCCCCCGCCGUCCUCCUUCAAGACAGCACAGGCAUCUGCCCCCUUUACGCAUACAUAAACUGCCAAUCAAUCUCAGGACCGAACUACUGCUGCGGCCCUCACACGUAUUGCGCAUAUGGAGGUCCGGAGAAUCACAUCGGCUGUUGCGCCGACAACGCGUUAUGCGAUGGAGAACCUCAACAACCAUAUACAACGGUCUAUGUACCCAGUGCUACGGCAUCGACUUGGUGGACUCACUCGGGAACCACAGUGACAGGGUUGAUAGGUCCAGCAUAUACGGUAACGACUACCACGACGGCAACACAAUAUGUGACUGGACCUGGGCCUACGAUUUGCAGUACGUUGUACGCGAAGGGAGACAAUUUGCCUACGACGGCGGCUGCGCAGUGUGGGCUUGUGCUUGUGUUGAAUGCUGCGCCAGGCAGAGGUGUCGAUGCAAUGGGUCUUGCUGCUGGACUUGCUGUGUUGAAUGGGUUUGCGGCGGUUGUAGGAUGGAUGGGAUUGUUGUGA